Molecule: messenger RNA, 2665 nt
Organism: Dreissena polymorpha
Lineage: Eukaryota; Metazoa; Mollusca; Bivalvia; Myida; Dreissenidae
Product: tetraspanin-18-like
Exons: 9
Coding region: 351-1460 (369 amino acids)
Cellular component (GO): membrane
Source: RefSeq, a predicted model, not a curated record
CAAAUCAUCAAAUUAAUGUGGGACCACAACGGAAAAUCGUAGAGCAAACACACAAUAGAGAAAACAACUUUCAAUUAAAAACAUAUUUUAUCAAGUGUUAUUCCUUUAUUGCAUUCUUGACCUAAACAAUACUAGUUUGUCAGUGUCUAGACUGGAUAAGAACGAAGCACUUAUGAUAAAACUAUCAAUUUGAAUAUAUUUUAUCAAGUUUUUUUUAGGAGGCACACCGAACUUCAAAAGCAACCUGUUCACUGUCUACAUAUUGGAUUAUUACCACCGUUCUAUAGCGCUUUCUUAGUUAAACAUCUAAACUCUGGAGUGUGAACAGCGUUCUGUAGACCUGGCCUAACAUGGCCGCCUACCUCAGCUGGCCGGACAAGCAAAUGAAGUUGUUCGCGACCCGAGCCUCCUACCAGCCCGAGUUCUACCUGUACUUCGGCCACAAUCAGCCCCUGCAGCCGCAGAUAGACUACGCCGACGACGACAGCGUGAAGCUGGACCGCCUCCGCCGACAGGAGUACGGGAACCUUGGGAGGAAAGGCCGGCGGUUGGAACGCGGUGACAGCAGGGACACGCUGGGUCUCGGCUCCUUGAGAACAGGUCGCAACAAGAUCAGCACGGGUUGUCACCAAUUCCUGAAAUAUGCAAACCUGCUGUUCUCAUUCAUAGUAUUUCUGGCGGGCGGUGGCCUUCUGGGUCUGGGUAUUUACAUCCUGGGCUCCGACUAUGGCGCCAAGCAGGUGUCGGAAGUGCUCGGCACGGAGUUGUACCUUAUAGCGGCGUACGCGCUCAUCGCCACCGGCGGCGUUCUGCUCGUCAUCUCCAUGUGCGGCUGCUGCGGCGUUCUACGAGAAAGCCGGUGGUUACUGGGAUCUUUCAUAUUCUCUCUGUCCGUGUUGGUGCUUGUGCUGGUAGCGGCGGCCAUCAUCGUCUUCGUCUUCAGAGGCAAGAUGGAAGGUGACGUGAUUCACUCGAUGGAGGUCGUCCUCAUCAAGAAGUACGGCGUGGACCUCGUACAUCACUCUGAUAACCGCGUCAUCACAGACUUCUGGAACUGGCUUCAGCGCGAGCUAAAAUGUUGUGGCGUAACCGGGAACAUCAACAGCACGACGUCUUGGGCUAUUUAUAGACAUUCUGCUUGGUACAAGGGCUUUGAGACUGGCAAACCGUAUGUACCCCAGAGUUGCUGCAACCCGGAUGGGGACAUUAACAUAUGCACGGGGAUCACGGACUACAACGGACUUCCGGCCCACGGCCCGCCCUUCACCGCUACCAUGAACACCAACCCACAUCUCUACAUCCGGGGUUGCUAUGACGAGCUCGUGCAGUACGUCGAGACUCACGCCGUCAUCAUAGGGGUGUCCGCCAUUGCAGGGGUCGUCGUCAUGCUCAUCGGACUUGUUUUCUCAGUGUUCCUUUGUCGUAGAAUCGCCCCAGACACGUUCUACUCCGCCUACUAACAAUCACGCGAAAACCGUCUGUGGAUCGUGACUGAUCGGCAAUCUACGUCAAAUUUCGGAAGCCUUUAGAUUCGACUGUACUAUAUGUGCGGUACUAGACGUACGUCCGAAUUUGCGUAUGAGUAUUUUAAAUUGCAUCUCAAAUAUCGGACAGUUAAGUUUGAAUCGUGUAAUAUGUCGUAGAUAAGAUAGAUUUUUGCGCAUGCUCUGUAUUAUUUUAGGUUUUAUUAAUUAAUUGUAUUUCCUUGUGAUACACAACGUUUUCGUACACACAAAUUUAAAUGUAAUUUUGCAUUAGAAUUAUAAAUUUUAAGUGUAAAUUGAAACUGAAUUAAUGUAGAUUUGACGUAGGCAAUAAAUGAAAAUUGUCUUUUAGUUUUUACGAAAUGUUUGUCCAUACAUUAAGUUGCAUUGGUGUUAACGCCGUAAAAUGUAUUUAUGUGGGCAUUUCUGGAGUGCUCACUGUUUUGAAAUCCACAAAUAAGUUAUUUAUUUCUUCAAUUUUUGUUUCAGGAUAAUUACUUACAUUAAGUUAUUAUAAUUUAUUCUGAGUUAAUCUUCUAGGUGUAAACAUAAAAGCCUGAGCUGUAAGUAUAACGCGUAUAUGCAUAUACGAGCCGCGCUCUGUGAAAAUGGGGUUUAAUGCUCGUGCGUAAAGUGUCGUCCCAGAUUAGCCUGUGAAGUCCGCACAGGCUAAUCAGGGACGACACUUUUCGCAUAAACUAUAUUUUUGCAAAGAUGAGACUUUUAAGCGAAAAAUAUCAUAACAGCGGCAAGUGUCGUCCGUGGUUAACCAGUGCGGAAUCUGGGACGUCACUUUACGCACGUGCAUUAAACGCCAUAUUUAACAGAGCACGGUCCAUAUGCAAUUCAACUCAAAUGUAUAGAACCUUUUUAACUGCUGUGUUGUUUUUGUAAAAACCAGAUUGUCCCUUAAUACAUAAACAAACAUUGUGGUUAGAACGAAUUGAAAUGUUAGAAAUUAAAUGGUGGAAAAGUCAACAAUAUGUACUGCAUUUAUAAUAUGUGUUUCAAGUUGCCUUUGGCAUAUUGCCUUUGGCAUAUUUCCUUUUAUUCGACUCGUACAUGUCGGUAUUUUCAUGUUAUCAAUAUCAUACGUUUCCAUUGUAAACCAUAUACACUGUGGCGAUUGUAAUGUCUCAUGUUUUGUUUCAUGUAAAAAUAAAACUCUAUGAUAACCAAUA